AUGGCCCGCACGAAACAGACCGCACGCAAGUCCACGGGGGGCAAGGCCCCCCGCAAGCAGCUCGCCACCAAGGCGGCGCGCAAGUCCGCCCCGGCCACGGGCGGCGUCAAGAAGCCCCACCGCUACCGCCCGGGCACCGUCGCGCUCCGCGAGAUCCGCCGCUACCAGAAGUCGACGGAGCUCCUCGUGCGCAAGCUCCCCUUCCAGCGCCUCGUCCGCGAGAUCGCGCAGGACUUCAAGACGGACCUCCGCUUCCAGGGCUCCGCGGUCCUCGCGCUCCAGGAGGCCGCGGAGGCGUACCUCGUCGGCCUCUUCGAGGACACGAACCUCUGCGCGAUCCACGCCAAGCGCGUCACGAUCAUGCCCAAGGACAUCCAGCUCGCGCGCCGCAUCCGCGGCGAGCGCUCCUAA
This is a messenger RNA of Aureococcus anophagefferens, 411 nucleotides long. RefSeq names its product histone 3. The transcript has a single exon. Gene Ontology annotation, cellular component: nucleosome. Gene Ontology annotation, molecular function: DNA binding; structural constituent of chromatin; protein heterodimerization activity. Lineage: Eukaryota; Pelagophyceae; Pelagomonadales; Pelagomonadaceae. Bases 1 to 411 code for a protein of 136 amino acids. The record is from RefSeq and is a predicted model, not a curated record.